Polyodon spathula (Mississippi paddlefish) is the source of this 2724-nucleotide messenger RNA. RefSeq names its product fibroblast growth factor receptor-like 1. Bases 670 to 2163 code for a protein of 497 amino acids. Gene Ontology annotation, cellular component: plasma membrane. Gene Ontology annotation, molecular function: fibroblast growth factor receptor activity; fibroblast growth factor binding. The record is from RefSeq and is a predicted model, not a curated record. NCBI's taxonomy places the organism in Eukaryota, Metazoa, Chordata, Actinopteri, Acipenseriformes, Polyodontidae. The transcript is spliced from 7 exons.
GCCUGGAAUCAGAGUCGGCCAAUAGAACUGGAAUUACUACAACACUAGCUUUUAACGUGAUUUCGUCUCAAAUACACAAGCGGGAGGAGAGAAAGGUACAUCCCAACAGUUUACACUCAAGAGAUCUGCUGGAAUUCACUAAGAUCUGACACGACCAUUCCCAGAAUAUCAAGAUCUGCUGCGGAUCUCUAGUAGCACUGAUGGAUGAGCGUACUGCACACUGGAAAUACAUACAAGAAGCAGUUCUAUAUGACUGACUUAUUUUAACAGGGCUGCUUGUACUAGCGUCUUUACUGUAUAUGUAUUUACGAUUGUGAGAGCCUACAAUACUGAUAUAGCGCUGCCAGAAUAAUUCAGCCUGUAGUCAUCGCGCAUAUCUUCUGGUUUCGCAUACUGCAGCAAGACUACUCUGGCUGGAGCCUCUUUUUUUAGGAGAGUCUGCAGUCUGUCAAAGUUCAACGUUUGAUUUAAUAAACUCUCUGCGAGAUCUGCGACUAAGAAUCAGCGGGAAGCAUAUGUAUGACUGGACUUAAUGGAUUUAUUUUAAAAAGUAACACAAGGAGCAUACUUUAAAUAUGGAAAUACUGUCUUUUGCAAACGGAUUGUAAGCGUACAUCCAGUGGAACUUCAGGUACGAGAUUAGAAAAUCGGAAGUUUAUCAGUGUCAGAAUGGAAUUUGUACAGAUUGCCCUUCUCGUUUUGGAGAUAAUUGCAUUCACAGACUGCGCCAGGGGUCCGCCGAGAAUUGCAGACAAGGUAAUCCAUCGCCAGACGGUAAGAAUUGGCCGAACCGUGAAGUUGUUGUGCCCGGUUGAAGGAGACCCCCCGCCACUCACCAUGUGGACCAAAGACGGGCGCACCAUCCAUAGCGGCUGGACGAGGUUCCGUGUGCUCCGGCAGGGGCUCAAAAUCAAGGAGGUGGAGGCAGAAGAUGCCGGGACCUACAUCUGUAAGGCUACCAACGGCUUCGGCAGCAUCAACAUCAACUAUACGCUCAUUGUGAUUGAUGACUCAAGCUCAGGAAAGGAUGGUCCAGGGAUCCCAGAAGGGAGUGACGCAGAGUAUACAAAUGAGGACAUUUCAGGGAAACAAUGGGUGCGCCCAAGGUUCACUCAGCCUGCAAAGAUGCGGCGGAGGGUAAUUGCGCGGCCUGUGGGGAGCUCGAUCCGACUGAAGUGUGCGGCGAGCGGGAAUCCGCGGCCCGAAAUUGCUUGGCUGAAGGACAGUAAGCCGCUCAUGGCCCAGGUUGGGGAGGGCCGCAAGAAGAAGUGGACACUGAGCCUCAAGAACUUGGAACCCGAGGACAGCGGCAAGUACACCUGCCGAGUCUUCAACCGCGCUGGAGAGAUUAACGCCACCUACAAGGUGGAAGUCAUUCAGCGAACAAGGUCCAAACCCAUCCUGACUGGUACCCACCCUGUGAACACGACUGUGGAUUAUGGCGGGACCACCUCGUUCCAGUGCAAGGUCCGUAGCGACGUCAAGCCUGUCAUCCAGUGGCUCAAGCGCGUGGAGUACGGCAAUGAGAACAAAUACAACUCCACCAUCGACGUUGGCGAAUACAAGUUCGUGGUGCUGCCCACUGGGGAGGUGUGGUCUCGCCCUGACGGCUCUUAUUUGAACAAGUUGAUGAUAACCCGGGCCAAGGAGGAGGACGCUGGGAUGUACAUCUGUCUGGGAGCCAACACUAUGGGCUACAGCUUCCGGAGCGCCUUCCUCACUGUCCUGCCAGACCCAAAGCCGCACAUUCCACCUGUGAUGGUCUCCCCGUCCAGCAGUCUUCCCUGGCCCGUCAUCAUCGGGAUCCCCGCGGGGGCCGUUUUCAUCUUCGGGACAAUCCUGCUGUGGCUGUGCCAGACCAAGAAGCAGCCCUGCUCUUCCCCGUCUUCAGCUGCUGCAGUGGCAGCUCAGUCCAUCCACCGCCAGCCUCUCCCGAGAGAGCGUAUCUGCCUGCCGCAGGUGUCUGACAAAGACUGUGGGAGCUCCAUGCACUACGAGGAGUAUUUAGCCCAGCAGCAGCAUCUGCUAGCUCAAGGGCCUACUCUGGCCCCAGUCAUGGUUCCUAAAAUGUACCCAAAGAUUUAUACGGACAUCCACACUCACACUCAUCAACAUGUGGACGGGAAGAUUCACCAACACCAGCACAUUCACUAUCAGUGUUAGGUGAUGCUUCUUGAAAAAAACAACAAGGCCUUAACUGCAUCCCUCCACCCCCACUCUCUGUCACAUCCCUCCCUGUGUGGCACCAAACAUACUGUUUACACUGCCAGCCACCAGCAGGCCACGAACUGGACAAAUAAAAGACUGUGUGAUUAUUUUUUUAUUGAGGCUUGAGGGGGUGCAGGGGAUUGGAUUAAUGAAGGAAGACAAAUCUGGGGAAGAAAAAAAAAUGCAAUUUGCUGAAAUUACACUUUACAUUUUUAAUUUGUUUGAAUAUUUUGGUAAAUCAAAGGGGAAUUGAAAAAAAAAAAAUGGGACGCUAUGGCUUAUAUUAAUCACACAUAUUUUUGCCUCAAAAUGUUUUUCGUUUUAUUUUGGAGAAAAUAAAAACGCCCUUUUUGAGAAGCCAUUUUUUAAAAAUCUGUAGUAUUUUUUGGAAGUAUAUGCAGAAAUAUUUUCCCUCUCAAUUAAAAAAAAAUAAUAAUAAAAUAAAAUAAAUAAAAAAUAUAUAGAGUAUCCCUGACCACUAUAAUGCCAACAAGUAACUGCAUACAUUAUCUUCCA